CGAGAAACCAUAUGAAUGAAUCCACAACUCAUAGUGUGUGUUCAAUCAGCUUCUGUCGCAACAUUGAAGCAUGAACAGGCGGUUUUCAUUGGACGGCUCUCUUGGGACCCCCGUGAGCGUGCGGGGGAGCGGCCGGUCCCAUAAAGGGUUCGAGCAGAAGGACCCACUGCAGGACGCCCAUGUGCAGAUCAAGGAGCUCCACCACAGCCUCCAGAAGGACAGCCCUCAGAGGGAUCCUAAUAUCGGGGAGGAAGGCCUUAAACGAUUCGACAGGCUUGUGUCCAAAAAUAGCUUCAGGAAACACAAUUUAAUGUUCCACAAGCUGUUUGAAGAUAUCCCCGAGACGGAGACGCUGACAGCAACCUUCACCUGCUACCUGCAGAAAGAGCUGAUCUACCAUGGAAGGGUGUUUGUGUCCGAGGACCAUAUCUGUUUCCACUCCUCUGUGCUUCUGAAACACAUUAAGGUGGUGAUUGCUGCAUCUAGGGUUUGUCAUGUGAAGAAACACAAGGCCCCCGUGCCCAUGCUUUCCAUUCACACCUUUGAUGGCGCCAAGUACAACUUGAUGUACGUAAAACACAGCAAGACCUGCUAUGAGCUCCUGGAAUCGGUGUGUCUGCACAUAGAGAAAAAGACUGCCAACACCAGUCCACAGAUGUCUUCUGCAGAGAAUGGUGGCAAUGGCAUGGCGUCUGGUCACUCCAGCAAUGAUGAAAGUAGAAACAGUAGAAACAACAGCAUUUCUCUGGAAGAAGAAACAGAUUUAUCGUUGAGUCAAGGCAUGGCUGACGGGACAAUGUCAUCACCCACAAAAGGAAUUGACGGAGCUUUAGAUUUGAUCUUCUACAUCUUUGGCCUGUUGUUUCUGCUGCUCGUACUGGUUUCCGGUUACAUUGGACUGAGAAUCAUAGCUCUGGAGGAGCAGCUGACUGCCUUGGGGCACCUAUCUCUUUGAACCCUGGAGCCCGGGGAGAGACCACACAGACACAGCUGGCCGUCGCAGGGCUCCCUCAGCUGAUCCGGAGAUCCUGAAGACGGGAGGACCUCAAUGUCUCCACGCCUGAGCUCUCCAAUAUGUUGGUGUCCGAUUGAGAUUUAGCUAAAAAGCUCUAAACGGCUAAGUUUAGGUAAAACAUUUCGUUUAAAUGGUUCAAAUGGUUAGUUAUGUAAUGGUUAAGUUUGCAGCGUUAAGAGAAUAUUUUGGAAUUCAAUAUAUAUGUGGUUACGUUUAGGGAGGUGGUGAAGCUGGGGUAUUGUUAGCUGGUUAGGAUUAGGUAAGUGUGUGUUCAGUCUGGUUAAGAUCAUGGCUGUGUCCACUGGCUGCCACGCGUGUCUUCUGGCUCACCUAGAGAAAAAACGGCCUACAUUUCCUCUUUAACCUGUUACUGCUCUUAAUUAUUGCUAUCAUACUCGGAUCCAAUCUUUCUUAUAUUUAUCUUGUUAGUAUUCUCCUUUUACACUUACAAUUAAGAUUAUGAAUACAUUGAUUUGAGAUGCUGUUAGAAAUCCUAAUAUUUUUCUGAGAACAAAACGGCAGUGAUUUCUGCUGAGGACAACUGAAAGUACAAUUAACGCCAAGCGUUAAUUGUAAAAUGUGUUAGACGCAUAAUCUAUAGCUUUCACUGGCGCUAUCCUACCGCUAGAUGUCAGCAUAUACCUUCUGACUCAUUUCGUCAAAUGAAAGCUAAUGACGUAAGCAUUCAAGAUUUGAAUAGAUUAUCAUCAUUGAAAUAUAUACUUUUUUGGUUUGUCAUAUACUGAGAUGUCAUUACUGAAUUAUUCUUGACAGAGGCCUAUCUAGUUAUUGUAGAUUUUUAUGAAAUUAUUUAUUGAAUAAUUCAAUUUAAUUAAACAAUGAGGACCCAAAUGAAAGCAUACAAAUGCAGGAUGCAGUUCCAUGUUUUGUAAAUAAGUGUUCUUUUUAUUUUCAAUUGUCAAUAAAAAGGUCAAGAUUCA
This is a messenger RNA of Gadus macrocephalus (Pacific cod), 1956 nucleotides long. RefSeq names its product GRAM domain-containing protein 2B-like. Bases 71 to 955 code for a protein of 294 amino acids. The record is from RefSeq and is a predicted model, not a curated record. Lineage: Eukaryota; Metazoa; Chordata; Actinopteri; Gadiformes; Gadidae. The transcript is spliced from 12 exons.